AUGUAUCAAGAAGCUACAGGAACUGCCGAAUUCGAUCGAAUUACACAACUGUACAACUUAAAAGACAAACUUGUUCGAAUUAUUACUGAUAAUGCAAGUAAUAAUCAAGCUGCUUUUAAUCAUCUCCUAUUACCCGGAUUUGAUGAAUAUUUUGAUGAUUCAAUUGAUGAUCAAUCGGAACUUGAAACAAAUGACGAUGAUACUGAUAGUGAUGAGUGCGACAAGAAUCAAUUGGAAAUAGAAGAAGUAAAUGAUGAUAUAUAUGGAUCAACACUUAAUGCACCAACAGAUCAAGAAUUUUUACGAUUACCAUGCUUUAUCCAUUCUCUUCAACUGGUGAUGCAUGAUGGUAUUCAGGCUGCUAGUGAUGCUUUAUCAUCUCUUAAAAAGGUAGCUGAUCUUGCUAAACUUCCACACACAAAAGAUUGUGUUUCUUUAUUUGACCUUUUUAAUGAAGCUACCAUUUUGACACAAGGUGAAUGCUAUGCUACGAUUAGUCUUGUUGCUCCUACAAUUCUUGGUAUUCUUAUUGAUCUUGAACAUGAGCGCGCUGCUUCAAAUUUAUCUCUUGUAUCUUUAUGUGAAGCACUUCUUUCGUCCAUUAAAGCUCGUUUUAGUGGACUUCUUCACCAUUUCGAAACUGAUGUGCCAUUUGCUUCUUAUUCUAUGUCUGAACGUUUUUCUGAUCCUAUUUUUCUUGUUACGCCAGUUCUAGAUGCACGUUUUAAGUUUUUAUGGCUUGACAAUCUUCAAGGUACGUAA
This is a messenger RNA of Rotaria socialis, 762 nucleotides long. The record is from the annotation of a GenBank genome assembly. NCBI's taxonomy places the organism in Eukaryota, Metazoa, Rotifera, Eurotatoria, Philodinida, Philodinidae.